This is a messenger RNA of Eufriesea mexicana, 2082 nucleotides long. Its product is annotated as U3 small nucleolar RNA-associated protein 6 homolog. Gene Ontology annotation, biological process: maturation of SSU-rRNA from tricistronic rRNA transcript (SSU-rRNA, 5.8S rRNA, LSU-rRNA). Gene Ontology annotation, molecular function: protein binding; snoRNA binding. The record is from RefSeq and is a predicted model, not a curated record. Gene Ontology annotation, cellular component: Pwp2p-containing subcomplex of 90S preribosome; small-subunit processome. The transcript has 9 exons. Lineage: Eukaryota; Metazoa; Arthropoda; Insecta; Hymenoptera; Apidae. The coding region runs from base 187 to 2001 and encodes 604 amino acids.
GGGCGUGAGGAACACUAAUUUUUGUUAAAGUCGGUAUUUCAGAACAUGUGGUUUGAAACUCUGGAAGAUGUAAGAUUUACCCCGUACCACGUCUGUAACAUCACUAAAUAGUUUUUAGUAUAGAUGUGUUUAAAUCCAGUCCAUCUAUUUUAUGUUAAAUUGCAUUUAGCAAAUUAAAAGAGAAAAAUGGCGGAAUUUGUAGAAAAACGAUGUGAGGAUAUGAUUCCUGAAUUAGAACAGAUGGAAAGAAUUAAACUUUUUGAUAAAAAUGAAAUUCGAGGAAUCGCAAAAAAGCUUAAGGAAUACGAAUAUAAAAUUCAACGACAUACAAAAACUAAAGAAGACUAUUUAAGAUACAUACAGUAUGAAAUGGACUUACUUAAAUUAAUUAAACAACGCAGAGAUAAAUUUGGUAUUACACAAAAUAAAUCAGAUAUUGAUCAUACGAUUACAAAUAAAAUGAAUUAUUUGUAUAAAGAUGCAAUAUUUAAAUUUCAAGAUGAUAUUCGCUUUUGGGUUGCCUAUAUAAAAUUUUGUAAGCAUGUUCAUUUUCACAGCAAUGUUAGUCACAUGUUAGGUAGAAUGUUGCAAGUCCAUCAAGAUAAACCUAAAUGUUGGCAUAUUGCGGCAUGUUGGGAAUUAGAAGAAAAUAAAAAUAAACAGACUGCACGUCAGUUUCUUCUUCGUGGUUUACACAUACAUCCAACAUCUCAAUUGCUAUUUCUUGAUGCUUUCAAAUUAGAAUUGGAUGAUGUAUUAGGUAAUGAUCAGAAAAAUGAAAUUAAUGCUGAGAAUGCUAAGUAUCAAAUGUCAACAGGAACUGAUGAUGAUAUGAGUAUUGGACUAAAAAGAGCUUAUAUUAUAUACCAACAAGCAUCAAAACGUAUUAAAGAUAUUAAAUUCAUAAUAGAAUUAUUGAAUAUUGCAAAGGAGCAUAAAAAUACAGAAAAAUUACAAAAUAAAAUUGUUAGUGAUAUGAUACAAGAAUAUACUCAUGAACCCCUAAUGUGGGAUACAAUGGCUCGGCGAGAAUUAGAAGGACUUAUUCAACCCUCUGUUAAUAAUACAGCAGUGGAAGUUAAUAGCUCAGAACAAAUUUCAUUAAGAGACCGUAUAACAUCUUGUAAUAAGGUUUAUCAGACUGCCAUUAAAAAAAUUAAAACUGAAGAAAUGUGGUCUUUUUAUAUAGAAUGUUUAAUAGAAAUUAAUCAGAAAACUGGAGCUCUGCCAAAUUUUAAAAGAAAAUUGCUAAAAACAGCCCUAUCACAGGCACACCAAGCUAAGAGGUUAAAAGAGAAAUAUUAUUUGUAUUGGGUCAAUAUGCUAAGUGCUGAAAAAAAAGAUGAAAUUACUGAAAAAAAAUUGAAAGAAAUUUUAAGCAUGGCAACUGAAACUAUACCAAGUAGUAUAAGUCUUUGGCAUGCUAGGUUAAGAUACUUAUUUGCUUCAGGAGAAGAAGAAGAAGCUGAAACUGUUUUUUCAAAAGCAAUACAAGCCCUUGCAGAAAAGUCAUUGCCCUUGUGGAAAAUCAGAAUACUACAUGUACAAGCAAAGUAUCCUGAAAAAACUGAACAAGUUUUUCAAUCAGCUUUGCAAGGAUAUCCAAGUAUUUCUCAAGAGAUAAAACUUACUUACAUUGAAUGGCUAGUUUUAACAAAAAGUAUACAUGCGGCACGUAAAAUGUAUGAUAAUCUUUGUUUGCAACCUCCUUUUUCUCUUGAAUUACACAAAAAGAUGGUGGACUUAGAACUUAUGCAACCUGAAAUAUCGUUAAAACAUGUAAGAAAAUGUAAUGAAAUGUCGACAUUACAGUUUGGUAAAAAUAAUACAAGUGUUUGGAUAAAUUAUAUUACAUUUGAAAUGAAACAUGGUGAUCCAAAAAAAGUUGGAGAAUUACAUAGAAGAGCAGUAAAAACAUUAGAACCAGUAUUGACAGAUACAUUUAUUUCAGAAUACAGUUUAAUUAAAGCUAAUCCAGAUUCUAUUAAUAUUGAUACAUGAGCAUAUUCAAAUACCAAGGGGAUAUAAUGAAAACAUCAUUCAAUGAUAAAUAAAACAUUUUACAUAUUCAGUGAACGUUUU